This is a messenger RNA of Scomber japonicus (chub mackerel), 2347 nucleotides long. RefSeq names its product beclin 1, autophagy related (gene becn1). Lineage: Eukaryota; Metazoa; Chordata; Actinopteri; Scombriformes; Scombridae. Gene Ontology annotation, biological process: cellular response to nitrogen starvation; late endosome to vacuole transport; autophagy. The transcript is spliced from 12 exons. Gene Ontology annotation, cellular component: phosphatidylinositol 3-kinase complex, class III, type II; phagophore assembly site; phosphatidylinositol 3-kinase complex, class III, type I. Bases 211 to 1557 code for a protein of 448 amino acids. The record is from RefSeq and is a predicted model, not a curated record.
GUGAAGUCCCGAGGUGCAAAAUGCGACAGUCACGCAAAUUAUAUCAGGAGUGAUUUCUCUUUUUUUUUUUGUUGACGUGUAAUAGUUGUUCGUCUUUCACAAGCGACUGUGAGUCAAUCUUCCUUUUACACACACCGGUUCACUUCAGAGCUGACGUCAGCCAGUUAGCUUUCUGGUUAGCAGCUUAGCUAAACAGCUUUCUAGAUAGCGAUGGAGGGCUCCAAGUCGUCGAGCACAACGAUGCAGGUCAGCUUCGUGUGUCAGAGGUGCUGCCAGCCGCUCAAACUGGACACAUCCUUUAAUGUGCUCGAUCGGGUCACAAUCCAGGAACUUAUAACUCCAUUGGUCACAGUGACUCCCAGCAAACAGACUGACAGUAGUGUGGGGGAGACAGUACAAGAGGAAACAUUUGUAGAAAAUAAGCAAGAUGGAGUGUCGAGAAAAUACAUCCCCCCUGCACGCAGGAUGAUGUCCACAGAGAGCGCCAACAGCUUCACACUGAUUGGAGAAGCAUCUGAUGGAGGCACUAUGGAAAAUCUAAGCCGGAGACUGAAGGUGACCAGUGACCUGUUUGACAUCAUGUCAGGUCAGACGGAUGUGGACCACCCACUGUGUGAGGAAUGUACCGACACCCUACUCGACCACCUGGACACACAGCUCAACAUCACAGAGAACGAAUGCCAGAAUUACAAGCAGUGUCUGGAGCUGCUGUCACACCUGCAGGUGGAGGAAGAAGAGACAUUACUGACAGAGCUGCAGCAGCUGAACGAAGAGGAGGAGGCUCUGGUCCAGGAACUGGAGGCGGUGGAGGAGCAGAGGGCCGCUGUAGCCCAGGAACUGACCCAGAGCAGGACCCACUCACAGCAGCUGGACACAGAGGAGCUGCAGUACCAAAAGGAGUACAGUGAGUUUAAGCGGCAACAGCUUGAGCUGGAUGAUGAGCUGAAGAGCGUUGACAACCAGAUGCGUUACUGCCAGAUUCAACUAGAUCGCUUGAAAAAGACCAACGUCUUCAACGCCACAUUUCACAUCUGGCACAGCGGGCAGUUUGGUACCAUCAACAACUUUCGUCUUGGUCGACUCCCCAGCGUCCCUGUAGAGUGGAAUGAGAUCAACGCCGCCUGGGGGCAGACGGUGCUGCUUCUCCAUGCUCUGGCAAACAAAAUGGGACUGCGUUUCCAGAGAUAUCGCCUGGUGCCAUAUGGAAACCACUCAUACCUCGAGUCCCUGGCGGACAAAUCCAAGGAGCUUCCACUGUACUGCUCUGGUGGCCUGAGGUUCUUCUGGGACAAUAAAUUCGACCACGCCAUGGUGGCCUUCCUAGACUGUGUCCAGCAGUUCAAAGAGGAGGUGGAGAAAGGAGACACAGGCUUCUGCCUUCCUUACAGGAUGGAUGUGGAGAAAGGCAAAAUCGAGGACACGGGUGGCAGUGGUGGCUCCUACUCCAUCAAGACCCAGUUCAACUCUGAGGAGCAGUGGACCAAGGCACUCAAAUUUAUGCUCACCAACCUCAAGUGGGGACUGGCCUGGGUCACCUCACAGUUUUACAACAGAUAAACCCACUGGACGGACGAUGCCUUGGGAUGUCAAACCUCACCCCAUAGUCAUACACCCUCCCCCCUCCCUCCUCUAAUAACUGGAAACCGUGUGACUCUUAUCUGGAUACAUGGGCAACAGAAAAGGAAUGGUUACAUCAGUGCCAUUUUGCACCAUGCAUAGUGCACGAAGCAGUGUCAAGAUUUUUUGUUUUUACAUGUUCCAAAGAGAUCAUAUGAGUGGCUGGAGAUAGAGAUUUGAAGUCCACUAUGGAAGCAAUAUGGCAGAGGAUGUCUCUCUGUGGUUUAAAAGUGAGGAUGAUAACUGCAGGUAUGUCUCCUGUGUUGAUGUGCUUCACUUGUUUAUAUCUGGCAUUUUCCUACAAGUGUAUUAAAACAAUUUCUCUCUCUCCCUCAGAUUUGAAUGUACUUUAAAAGAAAGCUUCCCCCAAAUAGUUUUAAUGACUGUCAACUUCACCAUCUCCGUUUGCACUGCAUAACUAUGUAAUCACUGUCAGAUAAUUGUCUCUCCACAUUGAGAAAACGUUUUUUUUCAUCCCAGUUCUAAGCUGCAAGAUUUUGUGAUAAUUGUGGAAAGAGUUUAGUAUUCCACAAGAGUGUCAGUAUUUCAUUAACCUCAAAUGCAGUUUAUUCAUUUGUUACACACACUCACACUGCAGGCAAACCGUUGUAUUUAGAGAUGCACUAAGUUACGUUGUAUUCAUUCUCUGCACCAUCACAUGAAUUUGCCUGCUUCAGAUAUGACGAAUACUUUUAUUGACGUGUGAUUUGAGUUAAUAAAAAAAACUUAU